Messenger RNA from Dunckerocampus dactyliophorus (ringed pipefish), 1312 nucleotides. RefSeq lists its product as uncharacterized. The coding region runs from base 65 to 910 and encodes 281 amino acids. Gene Ontology annotation, cellular component: membrane. Lineage: Eukaryota; Metazoa; Chordata; Actinopteri; Syngnathiformes; Syngnathidae. The record is from RefSeq and is a predicted model, not a curated record. The transcript has 8 exons.
UCAGACCUCAAGCAGCCGCCAUUGCAGCCGUCACUGCAACGCGUCCGCCUGCAGCCCAGUGGCCAUGCGAGGAUACCGCGGUGUGAAAUACAUCCUGUUUGUCUUCUGCUACGUCUUCUGGGUUGUGAGCGCCAUUGUCAUCACAGUGGGAAUCUAUGCCAAAGUCGCCAAAGAGAAAGAUGUUGUGGACACACUGAUCGUGGACCCGGCCCUCCUCCUCGUCAUGGUGGGCUCGCUGACGUUCUUCAUCACAUUCCUGGGAUGUUUGGGUGCCCUGCGUAACGCCGCCUGCCUGCUGAAGACGUUUGCGGCCAUCCUGGCGGCGGUGCUUCUGGUGCAGCUGACAGCAGGAAUUCUGGGAUAUCUCUUCACUGAUACGGUGAUGGAGAGGACGGAGCGUUUCAUGAUGAAAACCAUCGUCCGCUACCGAGAGGACCAUGACCUUGAGAACGCCAUUGACUUUGUCCAGAAAAAGUUACAGUGCUGCGGCGUGGACGGCUACAAGGACUGGUCCAGGAACGUCUACUUUGAGUGCUCGGACUCCAAUCCCAGCAUGGAAGCCUGCGGCGUUCCUUUCUCCUGUUGCGUCGUCCCCAGCAACCAGACGAUGCUGAACACCAUGUGUGGUUUGGGAACGCAGCAGCAGGAUCGUGAGCGGGCCUCUGACGACAUCUUCACAGACGGCUGCCUGGACAAGAUUGUCCUGUGGAUCAGGACCAACAUGAAGAUGCUGGCCGGGAUGACGGGCGGCCUGCUGCUUCUCGAGGCGUGCAUGAUCUCACUGGCUGUGGCUCAAGUGUGCUGGAUCAACAAAGUGCACCAACGUCAGGCAGAGCUUGCGACCAGGAGAGCCUCGCAGAGGAAAGACGAGCUGUGGUUUCCCGCGUUUGCUGACUUUGACAACGAAUAAGACAAGACAUGGUGACCUUUGGUGACCUUUUGGACCUCCAAGCUAACGCUGGCUUGUUUCAGUCAAGUUCAUGUCAAGAGAAUAACUCUUUGGUGACUCCUUAAAGGCUGAAGACUUCACUACAUCUCAUAAUGACCGCUGCUGAUGAAAACAAAAUAAAAAAUCGCAUUCAAGUUCACAAUGUAAACAUGAUGACCUCACUUUUGGUUGUUGUUCUAUGAUCGUCAGGGUCAAAGGUGAGUUGGAGGCGGGUUACACCUUGGACUGGUUGUCUGUCAAUCACAGGACACAAGCAUUCACCCUCACAUUCACACCAUUCACACUAUGCUGUGCUACGCUAGCACAUGGCUGAUGGAAUACAAAAACUUUUUUAUGAAGACUUUUUAUGUUUUUGUACAUAAC